This is a messenger RNA of Amborella trichopoda, 4332 nucleotides long. RefSeq names its product TMV resistance protein N. Gene Ontology annotation, biological process: defense response; signal transduction. Gene Ontology annotation, molecular function: protein binding; ATP hydrolysis activity; ADP binding. The record is from RefSeq and is a predicted model, not a curated record. Lineage: Eukaryota; Viridiplantae; Streptophyta; Magnoliopsida; Amborellales; Amborellaceae.
AACCCCCUGCAAUAACAUCAGUUGUAGAGAGAGAAAGCCCUGAAACUCGAGGGCUAGAGAGAGAAAACGCUGAACUGGUGCCCAUAAACUAGAAAUAACUGUGAAAUCUCACUACCACUUGCCUCACCUGCUAGAGAGAGAAAAACCCAAAAGCAAAACCAUGCCAGUCUUUCUUAACUUCUGUUACGAAGACACAGGAAAGAGCUUCACAGCCCAUCUUAAUAGAGUUCUCAAUGAAUCUGGGUUCUCCACCUUCUUCUCCCCCACCGAACAAAACCAAGCAAUAAGCAAUUUAGCCGGUGAAAUUCAGAGAGCCAUUGAAGAGUGUGAGGUCUUUAUAACCAUCCUUUCCUACAACUAUGCCUCCUCUGUCUCCUGCCUGGAGGAGCUAUCUUUCAGGGUGAGCUUACGGGCAGUGAGGAGUUCGGUCGUUCCUGUGUUUUACGGUGUCGAGCCUUCCGAUGCCCGGUUUCAGACGGGGUCUUUCGAGGGAGCUCUCGAGGAUCAGAAGAAACAGAAUGGGUUGGAUGAGGAGAGAGUGCAAAGGUGGAAAAAUGCUCUGAAACAUGUUGCAGAUCGUUCUGGUCGGGAUAUGAAGAAUUACAGGAGUGAAGCAAAUCUGGUCCAUGAAAUUGUUAAGGUUGUUGCAGACAAGUUGAAUUAUAUGGCACCAUUGCAUGUUGCGGAUCACCUUAUUGGGCUCGAUUCUAGAGUUGAUGAUGUGGAGAGACUCUUAGAUGUUAGUGCUGAUGGCGGUGUUCGGAUGAUUGGGAUCCAUGGAAUGGGUGGCAUUGGUAAGACCACACUUGCCAAAGCAAUCUUCAACAAAAUACGUUCAAGUUUCCAAUGUAGUUGUUUCCUCUCAGACAUUAGAGAAGCAUCGCGAACACAUUAUGGACUUGUCAACUUGCUGAAACAACUUCUCAAGGAUUUGUUUAAUGAAGAAGACCCAAAUAUAAGCGAUGCUGAUAGAGGCGUCAGUGUUUUCAAGAACAGGAUUAGGUCCAAGAAAGUUCUUGUUAUAUUGGAUGAUGUCGAUCACCAGAAGCAGCUCGAAAAAUUGGCUGGUAAACAUGAUUGGUAUUGUCGAGGAAGUCGGAUCAUCACCACCACGAGGGAUGAGCAUGUCUUGAAUGUGAGUAAUAGAGUGGACAGGCAUCAUGUCUACAAGCUCAAGGAAUUGGAUUAUACACAAUCGCUUCAACUCUUCAGUUGGUGGGCAUUUGGGAGGGACCAACCCACACAAGAAUAUGCUAAGCUCUCAAAGGAUGUGGUAUCGACUGCUGGUGGGCUUCCCUUAGCUCUUGAGGUGUUGGGAUCAUCCUUAUGGGACAAGACAACCAUUGAAGAAUGGGAAGAAACAGUAGAAAUGCUAAGAAACGUUCCUGAAAAUGAUGUCAUUCUAAAGCUGAAAGUGAGUUUUGACUAUUUGAUUGAAGAAGAGAAGCAAAUAUUUCUUGACAUUGCGUGCUUCUUCAUAGGUAUGGACAGAGAUUAUGCAGUUACUAUAUGGAAAGGCUGUGGCUUGCCUGCUUCAAUAUCCAUAAAAAGACUCUCGCAAAGGUCACUGAUAAAGAUAGAUGAUGAGAAUAGGUUAUGGAUGCAUGACCAACUUCGUGAUAUGGGGAGGCGAAUUGUUAAACUAGAAAACCUAGAUGAUCCUGGAAGCCGUAGUAGGCUGUGGGAUCAAGACGAGGUCUUUGAUGUGUUGAAGAAUCACAAGGGAUCUGGUAAGGUUCGGGGCCUAAUCCUCUCGGUGAACAAUCAAGGGCAGAGCUGGAAAACUGAAGCAUUUAAACCAAUGUCCAGUUUGAAACUACUCAGCAUCAGUUUUGCAUCUCUUAAUGGAAGCUUCAGAUCUCUUCCAUCAGGUUUAGUGUGGCUAAAAUGGAAGAAAUGUCCUCUACAGUACCUUCCAGAUGAUUUUCCCUAUGAAAAGCUUGCUGUACUUGACUUGUCGAAUAGCCUGUCUGAGCUGGUGUGGAAAAAUAUGCUCAUCCCAAACUUGAAGGUUCUUGAUCUCCGCUAUUGCGUUAAAUUAAACAGAAUUCCCAACUGUUCUCAAUACCAGAACUUGGAGAAGUUGAAUCUCAGUAAUUGUUGGGAGUUAGUUGAGAUUCCUAAUUCCAUAAGCCUUCUAGAAAAUUUAAUCUAUCUGAAUGUCAACCGAUGCCAUCUCAAGGAACUGCCAAGUACUAUUUCAGGGUUGCAGUCUCUUCAAAAGCUUAUUAUAUCUAAUAAUCACGGCCUUGACAAGCUACCGGAGCAGUUGUUUUCCAUGAAAUCUUUAACAGAGCUCGAUAUGACUAGUAGUGGCAUACAACAACUACCUGAUUCGAUUGGAAAUUUAAAGAACUUGAGAAUUCUUAGAUUGGGAUUUACGAAUGUAAGAGAGCUGCCAGAUUCGCUAGGCUCAUUAGUGAACCUUGAGGAGUUGGAUGUAAAUCGUUGCAACAUAAGAGAACUUCCAGAUUCGCUAGGCACAUUAGUUAACCUUGAGAAGUUGAAUGUGAAUCGGUGCAAGAUACUGAGUAGAUUCCCAGCUUCAAUGGGAAGGAUGAGGUCAUUGCUUUAUCUAAACAUGGUUGAAACUGCUACAGCCACAUUACCUCAUGAUUUUGGACUUCUUUCUAAGUUGGAUAAGUUGAACACAAUCGGGUGCAGACAGUUGAAAGAGCUCCCGGAAAGCUUUGGAAGUCUCACAAGUUUAAGGACUCUCGAAAUGAACAACAACAUAAAUUUGACAAGGCUUCCAUCUACUUUCUCAGGUCUUUGCUCCUUGGGGAAAUUUGAGGCAACACACUGUAACCUGCAGGGGAUGAUUCCCGAUGAUUUUGAAAAAUUAUGCUCAUUAAAAAUAUUGUCUCUCAGCUUCAACAAUUUCCAUGGCCUGCCCAGUAGCUUGAGAGGCCUUUCUCUGCUAGAACAACUGUUGAUUAAUGGCUGUCAGCAGCUGGUAGCUAUCCCUGAGCUUCCCAUCAGUUUGAAAAAACUGGAUGCAGGUGAAUGCACAAGUUUGCAAACCAUGCCCAAGCUAUCUCAUCUUUGUAAGCUAGAGACUCUGUCUGUACAUAGAUGCGUGCAGCUCGUAGCUAUCCCUGAGCUCCCUACCAGUUUAAAAUAUCUAGAUGCUGCUGUAUGCACAAGAUUGCAAACCAUGCCCCAGCUAUCUCACCUUUCUAAACUAGAAAAUUUGUAUAUAUAUGGUUGUGAGCAGCUGGCAUCUAUCCCUCAGCUCCCGACCAAUUUGAAACAUCUGUUUGCUGACAAAACCAAAAGUUUGCAAGAGCUACUUUUCCGUUCUAGACCACUAUGGCUGCAAAUAAGCUACAUGAAUUGUGAGCAACUGGUAUGUAUACCUGAGCUCCCCAGCAGUUUGUAAGAACUGGAUGUUAAUGAAUGCACAGGUUUGCAAACCAUGCCAAAGAUAUCUCGCCAUUCCAAACUUCUUAGACUUGAAUGUUUCAGGGUAGGAGCUGUUGGCUAUUCUGAAUCAGCCCACCAUUUUGAAAUCAAAGUCCGUGUGCUUCCAACUGGAUAUAGUUGCAAAGUAAAUCCAAAAAUGCACUUUUCACAACUUUAAGAAGUGGAUUUCAGGGACUUUAUGAUCAGGGUCUCAGUUCAUUGAAAUUCUUGAGAAACUUGUGCUUGGAGGGGUGCAGGCCCUUGCAUUUUUAGGAGUUUCAGAUGUAGGCCUUUAUAUUACAGAAGAGAAGUCGCAUUUGUUUUUGCUUUUUACUCCUGAUGUUUACUCCGUUGAGUUGUGGAUCAUGAGAGACGGUCAUUAUUCAAACUUCAUCAAAAUCAAUUUUUAUUUUACUGUUCUGUUGGAAGAUGGGGAUUGAAUUUGAAAUCAUAAAUCCAUUGAGACUAUCCCUGCCAUUACUAUUCAGUCUUUUCUUGAGGGAAGGAUCUGUCUGGCAUACAAACCAGGAGUUACGAAGGAUUCCAUUCAAGAAAAGCCCCCUGAGUUCUUCAAUUGGAUAGUCAAUGCUAGCUUACAGCCUCGCUAUGUCACAAGGCAUCCAGGGGAAAAAUCAGGGUGUCGGCUCUAAAGGAUAUGAGGCAUGCCUCUCAGUGGAGUGUCCCAAUUAUGUCACUAAUUUGAUAAGAUUAAUCAUUUCACAUUCUUGUCUACAUAGAAGCAAUGCUUAAAAGUAUUUACUGAUUAAAACAAGUUGCUUAAUGGACAAAAAUUGAAUUUAUUCGUUCGUGUAUAAGAACUGUACAACCUUGGAACCUGGAUGUAAGCAGUUAAACCAACCUUUAAAUUCAUAUUCUUAGCUUCUUAUGCCAUCUCAAGAAGGCUAAUAAUUAUGAAAAUUAUGGAAC